This is a messenger RNA of Aspergillus ibericus CBS 121593, 1236 nucleotides long. RefSeq names its product mitochondrial 54S ribosomal protein mL38. Lineage: Eukaryota; Fungi; Ascomycota; Eurotiomycetes; Eurotiales; Aspergillaceae. The record is from RefSeq and is a predicted model, not a curated record. Bases 393 to 1049 code for a protein of 218 amino acids. The transcript has 2 exons.
CGACUACUUGUUGGUUCUGUUGAUAAUACCUGUCGGUAUAGAAUUGCCAUCAUGCGUAAAUGAUGCCCGCUAUAUCACAGCCGCCACCACACUAGAUCCUCUGAAUGCUUUGACAGUGCGGCUAAAUACGAGAUCCUCAUCUACAAGCUUCGGGCCAUGCCUUGUCUAAGCCAUCCAACAUUCCUGCAAAUCAAUAUUAUGGGGAAUAAGGUUGACUACUACGGAGAUAUAUGGCUACCAUGAUGAUGAUGUAUCUUUCCAGAGCCGAGCAUUCCGGCAGUGAAGCAAGCACUCAGAAAAUGAGUAUAAGAACAAGUAGAAUGACCAGAGAUUGAGCAACAAGCAGCAACAGCAUCUAUCUCUUUCUUACAGGAGAUCAUUGAGCCAUAACCAUGCAGUUCCUUUCGAUUUUGACUUCCUCCUUUCUUGCCAUCGGCCUCACGGCUGCGUCGACCCCUUCAUCGUUCACUCCGUCUGUCGAAGCGGAUGUAGGCGUCAUUUUCUCGGCUGAUGGAAGCCAACUCACUCUCACAGCUGGGACUUUGAUCAGCCAGAACUGGACCACUGAUGCUCCUACCCUGUACUUAGAGGAUACUACCUCGACGGAUGGCCAGUACACCAUCAUCAUGAUUGAUCCAACCAUCAACGAAGACGGUGUCUUGACGACUGCCCUGCACUGGUACCAACCAUACCUGGCCUACUCCUCCGGUGUCCUUGAGAUCAGCAACACGUCUGCCCCAAGCGCAGAAUAUGUCUACCCGACACCGCUGGAAGGACCCGCGCACGAUUAUAUUCUGCUGCUGUACAGCCAGCCAGAGGACUACUCCCUUCCCGUCUGUCUCGAGAGCUUGCUGCCUGCAACUGAUGCCGCACGCCUCGGGUUUGACCUUGAUGAAUUCGAGGAAGUGACUGGCCUGGGUACCCCCGUGGCAGCGAACUGGUUCCAGGUUGUGAACCCGACCCCUGCGUCUACUACUUAUGCGAUCACAUCUACGCUUGUUGCUACAUAUGCGUGUGAAGCGACUGCGACUGCUACGGCCAGCUCUUGAGGGUAGCAUAGGGAUCGCUGAAUAGACCUUGCCCGCAGAUAUACAGAGAUGGGUUCUAUUUGUACCAUAGAUAUAGACGUUUCAUCUGGGUAUGAUCGGGGAUUGGCACGCCAUGAAACACAAAGCUUUGUACUACACAGCAUAAAAAUACACUGUCAGCAAAUCGAUUGCUUACUUUACGAAAAUG